AAUCAAGAUGUUUCGCGCCGUAGCUGCUUCUUCUUCUCGCAAAUUACUAUUCGCCAAUGGCCGCCGCUUCUCAUCCGCCGCGGCGGCGUCGGCUCACAGCAUGCUCGCCAAUGCCUUAGAUUCCAAAAUCAAACACAUCACUGAAAUGAGGAGGCCAGAGGCCCCAGCCGAGUUCCCCUUCAAAAUAGAACACAAUCUCGGCGGCUACGUCAGCAUGACGAGGGAGCUCGCCGGAGAGGAAAUCGAGGUGAGGCUGGUUGACGAAAAACACAAGGAUAAGAGUGCUUCCGAUUCCUCUUCCGUGGAUUUGAAAAUUGAAAUCUACAAAUCAGAUGGAAAAUCUAUGAAUUUUGCGGCGACUGCUUCUGCUGAUGACAUUGUGAUCCAGAAAUUGACUGCCAAGGAUAGUCAUUAUGAUGUCAUCUGCUCUCAGCUCUGCAUCAAGCCGAAGAGCGAGUUGCAGGAGGCGUUGGGAGAGUUUCUCCACGCAAGAGGGAUUGAGAAAUCGAUUGGUGGAUUUUUGUACGAUUAUACGAUGUGGAAUUCGCAAAAAUGUGAUCAACUUGGUGUGGAAGAAUUGGAGAAGCUCAAGGAUGAUGUUAGAAAAUCUGAUGUGGAAGAAUUGGAGAAGCUCAAGGAUGAUGUUAGAAAAUCUGAUGUGGAAGAAUUGGAGAAGCUCAAGAAUGUUGUGACCAAUUGGUGGCGCUAGUGAUUAAGAAUUGAUGUCUAUUUCUAUUUUCUUCAAUGAAGUCUAAAAAUUGUGUCC
Salvia hispanica is the source of this 766-nucleotide messenger RNA. RefSeq lists its product as uncharacterized. The record is from RefSeq and is a predicted model, not a curated record. Gene Ontology annotation, cellular component: mitochondrial matrix. NCBI's taxonomy places the organism in Eukaryota, Viridiplantae, Streptophyta, Magnoliopsida, Lamiales, Lamiaceae.